GUGUGUGUGUUUUGGCCGGCUGUGAUGUCAAGAGAAAGAGGCGUGGCAGCUUUGGAGGCAGGUAGAUAAAGGAUUCAAACUAAACAGGAUCCCCCAGUUCUGAGAGUCGAGGCAACAGCGGAUCCACAAAUCACCAGGGUCAGAUAAUGACAUGGACCUGGGAACUCUCCAAAAGAACCUUAACAGCACCCUGGACAAUGUUUAUCAGGAUGACCUGUCAUCUGAUCACACUGGGACCCUUUCCAAUGGCAAUCCUCUCUGCAAUGGUGAACAGACCAACUUUCUGACCCGGACUGAUGUAGUCAAGCGUUCUCAACCUCUGUUCAUCCAAGCAAAUAGAAAAUUGAAGGAGGAGGAGCCACGUGCCUUAUCUUUGCCCUCUAUCCCAAAUCCUUUUCCAGAGCUCUGCAGUCCCUCGAACUCACCCAUCCUCAGCAGUUCCUCAGUGGGGCCAGGUUCACAGCGUGAAGGUGGCUCUCACGUAGUGAAAGUUUACAGUGAAGAUGGCACUUGCUGCUCCUUGGAAGUCACAGCAGGGACCACAGCCUGCCACGUUUGUGAGAUGCUGGUGCAGAAAACCCAUGCUUUGCAUGAUGACUGCUGGUCUUUGGUAGAGUUCUACCAUCACUUAUCUCUAGAGCGGAGCUUGGAAGAUCAUGAAUCUGUGGUAGAGGUUCAGGCCACAUGGCCUGUGGGAGGUGACAGUCGGUUUGUCUUCCGGAAGAAUUAUGCUAAAUACGAGCUGUUCAAGAGCUCACCACAAUCAAUAUUUCCUGAAGCUAUGGUCUCCAGAUGUCAGGAUGCAGCCAACCAAGGCAUGUCCCACUCAGAACUCAUACAGAAUGUUCUAAAUUCAGGAAGCUGCCCUGAAAUCCAAGGGUUCCUGCAUCUGAAAGAAGUUGGACGCAAAGUCUGGAAAAGGUUUUACUUUUCUCUGCGGCGUUCUGGACUCUAUUACUCAACAAAAGGCAUGUCAAAAGACCCCCGACAUUUACAAUAUUGUGUUGACAUAAAUGAAUCAAUCAUCUAUUAUAUAAGCCAAGGCAAAAAACAGUACAGCACGCCCACUGAGUAUGGCUUUUGCAUCAAGCCACAUAAGGCACGCAGUGGAACCAAAGGCCUGAAGCUCUUUUGCUGUGAAGAUGAGCAAAGUCGCACAUGUUGGAUGGCUGCCUUUCGUCUCUUUAAGUAUGGCAUACAGCUCUACAGAAACUACCAGCAAUGUCAGGCACGACAAAAGGAACCAGCUUGGAUUGGCACUGUGCCCUUGCGGAGCGUGUCUGAUAAUACCCUCGUGGCCAUGGACUUUUCGGGUUGUACAGGGCGAGUGAUUGAGAACCCCAAUGAGGCACUGACUGUAGCUCUGGAGGAGGCUCAGGCAUGGAGGAAGAAGACAUCUCAGCGAUACAGCCUGCCCACCCCAUUCCAGAGCUGUCCAUUCAGUGCUGCCAUCCACAAAACUCAGCCCUGGUUCCAUGGUCACAUUUCUAGAGAAGACACUCAACGCCUUAUAAUUCAACAGGGACUUGUGGAUGGGUUAUUCCUGGUGCGGGAGAGCCAGAGGAAUCCCAAAGGCUUUGUCUUGUCACUCUGUCAUUUGCAAAAAGUGAAGCACUAUCUUAUACUUCCGAGCGAAGAAGAAGGACGCCUCUACUAUACCAUGGAUGAUGGACAGACUCGUUUUGCUGACUUGAUUCAGCUAGUGGAAUUUCACCAAAUCAACCGUGGCAUCCUGCCUUGCAAGCUGAAGCACUAUUGCACAUGUGUUGCCUUAUGAUAGACUGUCACCCACUGGCCAUUCCUAUGCCCUGAUUUGCCAUUGGCUAUGGCCAGUGAUGGGAUGGGCAGCUUGUGUACAGAUCCUUUUGAAAUGCAUACACUAGGAUCUACUCCAAACUUUCAGCCUCUCUUUCAUCCUGCCUUCAGCCACUCCUACGAAGAAAGGAGCAGUAUUUGAACCUUCCCAUGAGGCUACUCAUCAGAAAGCCUUGAGAUUUUUUGCAGAGUCAAAGAGAAAUUUGAGGUCACAGUGACAGUACAGUAGUUCAGUUCAGAAGCAGUCACCCCACUGUUGGCUGGUGUCCUUUUCUUCAUAUGACAAAAGAGAACUGUAUCCCUCUACCUCCUGAGUGUCCCUCUUUGUGUGUGCUGAUACAGACAUUGCUUUGUCACCAUGUUACAGAGAUUUUGCUGCAUCAAAUACUUAGUCUCUCUAAUGUGAUUGCCAAUUUCCAAUAGUGUGGACAUUGUCCAGCAGUUAUGCCAAACUUAUGCAUUGUUUCAAAAUCCUGACUGACUAGAGACAAUAGUGAGAUGUAAGAAUUGAUUCCUACUUCAACCAACUUUUGUCUUAAUAACUCUCUUAACAACUAUUGUCUAAUUUUACCCAAGAUUGUGUGGGUCCUGUCAUCUUUGUUAGAAAAGGAGCUCUUUUAUUGCUCAACCUCUUCCCUGUCACCUAGUAGCAUCACAGUUUAUGAAAGUAAAUGCAACCUGUUCAGGUGGUGGGCUACAGAUAUUAUGAGGAUCACACAGGAGUCUUUGGGACUGACCUGAAAGAAUACACAGUAGGAAGAAUAGCAGUUGGGAAUAUCAGAAAAAGCCAAGCUAGCUGUUGCUCUCAUGAAGUCCAAAGACUGCUCUGGAAUCUCUUAUGAUUCUGUCACAUCUGAGAUCAGUGGGCUGCCUGUUGGGCAGAAUCACCCUGGACUCUAGAGGUUCACAAACUCAUGAAUUCUUCUAACUGUGAGUCCUACAGCAGAGCACAGACUGAAAGGUUGUUGGUCAACUCUAGUGAAUGCCACAGAUGAGAAAUUGAGGUUGGAAGAGUUGUUUUUUCCUCCUGGUGUGAAGGAGUUAAAAUAUUGCGGGAGUGGGAGGGGAUGAUGCAAGAAGGCUGUGUCACUAUCAUUUGUGCUAUUCUAUGAGGCCAGUAUAUACUGUGAUGUUAUGUGUUUAUAUAUGUAAGUGCUGAUAAUAAAUCUUAUUUUUUUGA
This is a messenger RNA of Candoia aspera, 2995 nucleotides long. It is a transcript of the gene GRB7, whose product is annotated as growth factor receptor bound protein 7. The coding region runs from base 152 to 1777 and encodes 541 amino acids. The record is from RefSeq and is a predicted model, not a curated record. NCBI's taxonomy places the organism in Eukaryota, Metazoa, Chordata, Lepidosauria, Squamata, Candoiidae. The transcript has 15 exons. Gene Ontology annotation, biological process: signal transduction.